CUAUAUGCUACGGCUGCUGUUGUUUAAAACACAGUAGAACGUUCAGCAGUUUCCAGUUCGGCUACUUGCCAAGUCUUGACUUCUGUUACUCACCAUUCAUUCAUUCCACAUCUAGCGCGCAGUCCAAUAAUCUCUCUGUCCGUGUUGUAAUCAUUGUUGUUGUUAUUAUUGGCGUUUAUAUAGAGAGAUAUACGCAUAUAUAUAUAGAUUUUUAUUAAAUUAUAUUUUAUAUGUUGUGUACUCUUUUACAUUGAUUAAUUCAGUAUCAUUUUUGUCGAGUCGAAAGUUAAAGACAGAGGCAACACAGAGUUAUUAGCAGUUAUAGCAAAGCAGUAGUUAAUUGUGCACAGAAGCGUGCAGAAGUUUAUUCGAGUGUGGUUUUUUAAAUAAAGUUUAUUCGAGUGUAUUAUUAAAUAAUAAAUUUCGAUUAUACAUUUUUGAACUUUUUCACCAAAAAAUAAAUAAAAAUAAAACAACACAACGCGAUUUAUUUUCGAAAUUUCAACGGAUUUUUUUAUCAUCCCGACCCGAAUUAUUCAGCUGCGUUAUUACAUUUUCGCCGUAUUUUCCGAAAAUUGAUUUCAUCAUUUAAAAAAAAAUCACAGUGAUAUACUGCGAAACAAUUGUCAAACGUCGCGUCAAUUCCAUUUAGCCAAAAAGAAAGAAAAAACAACAUCAUAUUAAAACAUCAUCGUUUUGUUUAUUGAGGAACCCAGAAAGCGGACGGAAUACAUAAAGAACAUUACAUUACGGCUUAAUUCAACUCUUCAUUUUCGUUGAUUUCGAGCGAUUCACACACAGCCGCCCAAUAUUUGUGGUAAUAAGCACAACAAAUUCGGAAGAAAGAGUACCGAAAAUACUGGAACAGUCAUCAACUGUUGAGUCAGCGAGUUUGAAAAAAAGGAAACAAUAGUUAUUCAAAAUGUUCACCGUAUUGAAAAUUGAGAGUGACGAUUUUCGUCGCAAAAUGCGCCCAAAAUGCGAAUAUGUUUGCAAAUAUUGCCAACGAAGAUUCACAAAAUCAUACAAUCUAAUGAUCCAUGAGCGCACUCAUAAAAGUCCAGAGAUUUCCUUCUCAUGCGAAGUGUGCGGCAAACAUUUUAAACGUCCGGAUAAUUUCCGCCAGCACAGAUGUAGUCAGUGUGUUUGGCGAUAAACUCAUUAAUAGAUAGACACACACACACAAAAUAGAAAAAAAAAUCGCAAACAAAUUCACAAAAAUCAAUAAACAUGCAAGCGCAAUGCAAUACACUGAUGGUGAGGGGACAAAAUCAAAGGCAGCAGCGAUUUGUAUUUUAGAUGUCCAUAUUAUUGCGGCUGUUGUCUUCGUAUUUAAACCUAAUUAAUCAACACAGUUUUCACUUUAAACCACAACAAAAAAACAAACACACACACACAAAAAUAAAAUUUCCAAUAAAAACCAAUAAUUUAUCAAUUGAAGAACGUUAGUUAGUGUUGCCACAAUUUAUGAAAAUAGAACUUUCAUGUACCAAGACAACAAAAAUAUUAAUAAUCGGAACCUUAUACGUUGUAAUUAAGGUGAUGAAUAAAUAGAUAUUUUAUAACGUAUACACACAACAUGCAGAAAUGAUAACAAUAGUAGCACUUAAGCGCACUCUGAAUAUACAGUUAGUCAACUAAUUCCAUACAAUUUAUCUCUUUUUUUAUUCUCUUUUUUUUAAUAUGAUUAAGAAACCGUAUUUUACUCUCAAGAUAUUAAGCCGUAAUAAUCAAUCUAAACAAAAACACUACUAAUAAUGAAAUGCAUUAACCAAGCAAUCUCAGCAAACGAAAACAGGGUAUAACAAGGGAGCUCACAACAAAAUUUUUGCACCAACAUUUGCACUUUUGAUAUGAUCUUGAUUUGAUUUCAAUUCAAAACAUCAUCGUUUUGUUCUUUUUGGUAUUCUCACACAAAUUUUCUAAUAAUCACUUCUAAUUCUCACAAAUCCAACCAAAUUCAUUCACAAUUCACUACUUUUUUUGGGUAAAAAUUACUAACCAACAAAAAUUUGUGAAAUAAACUGGAUCUCACAUUUUCUAAUGAAAUUAAUUAGUGUUCACGUCUCUUGAAAAAGAAAAUGACAGAAAAAAAAAAACAAACAAAAAAUUCUCAUAUCAAAAUUCGGCGAUUCAUUAUGACUUUUUCUUUUCUUUUCUUUUCUUUUUGGAUUUGUUGUUUUCUUUUUACAGAGCAUCACACCUCUACUGUUAGAUGAGCUUAUUAAAACGCGCAAAUUACGAAGAGCCAACAUAUUUAUUCGCUUCACCUCAAAUAUACAAAACAUUUUUUUUUAUUAUUUUUCCUCGGCAUAAAUAAUCAUAUAAAAAAAAACCGCUUCAAUUUCUGUACGUACGAAUGUAUUCUUGAAUUGGUUCCACUUCGAAAGGUUCUGCUAAUGACUAUUAUAAUAAAUACACAACCAGUUAUGUCUACUGCACACCGCAUAUUCUUAAAUUAUCGUGAAUGAAAAAAAAAACGCUAUCGAAGGGAGUCUCGUCAAAAUCCAAAAAAUCAGUUCUAUUCAGGAAACUAUUCAAUACUCUAUAUCACACCUCCGGAUAUAUCAAAAUAGUCUACACAAUGUGCAAAUCAUCAAAUUCUAUUCGAAAUGAUCUUCAGCUUCGUUAUAUCAAAAUUUGGAUUGCUUAAACAAAUGAAAAUGCAAUAAAUUGAUUGAUUUAAGUUUUAUAGGCCAGGACGUUAUGCAUUUAAUGCGUGCAUAAAUCAAUUUGCUUCUCAAUCCAAAAACCUGAUGUAAUAUCACGCAAAAGUUAAAUUUAUUCAUCUAAAUCUAACUUUUCAACCAAUUUUUUUUUAUUCAAUUUGAAUAGAAAAAAAUCUCAUUGACCAAUCGAUGCAUU
This is a messenger RNA of Contarinia nasturtii (swede midge), 2865 nucleotides long. RefSeq names its product protein drumstick (gene drm). The record is from RefSeq and is a predicted model, not a curated record. Gene Ontology annotation, molecular function: RNA polymerase II transcription regulatory region sequence-specific DNA binding; DNA-binding transcription factor activity, RNA polymerase II-specific. Gene Ontology annotation, biological process: regulation of transcription by RNA polymerase II; embryonic hindgut morphogenesis; embryonic pattern specification. NCBI's taxonomy places the organism in Eukaryota, Metazoa, Arthropoda, Insecta, Diptera, Cecidomyiidae. Gene Ontology annotation, cellular component: nucleus. The coding region runs from base 923 to 1156 and encodes 77 amino acids. The transcript is spliced from 3 exons.